Molecule: messenger RNA, 935 nt
Organism: Hypomesus transpacificus
Lineage: Eukaryota; Metazoa; Chordata; Actinopteri; Osmeriformes; Osmeridae
Gene: mrps18b
Product: mitochondrial ribosomal protein S18B
Exons: 7
Coding region: 27-761 (244 amino acids)
Biological process (GO): mitochondrial translation
Cellular component (GO): ribosome; mitochondrion
Molecular function (GO): structural constituent of ribosome
Source: RefSeq, a predicted model, not a curated record
CUUCAAUUUACAUCAGGAAAAACAAAAUGGCAGCAUCCGUACGAGGCAUUGGAAGGAUUUUUAGUCGUGUUUCUCCCUUGUUUAUAUUGAAAAGUCCGCAUUCUAAGAAGUUUCCUGUCAGGAUAUGGUUUCAGGCAGUGUCUCCAUUUUUGCAGCCAGGCCAUUAUAUGGGCACUAAACCAUCUCUAGAAGGUGAUAACGAUGCUUUAAAUGUAUCUGAAACUCAAGUCCGCUUCAAGGACAGACCCUGGGAUUACCUUGAGAGUGAAGAGUACAUUGAACGCUAUGGAAGCAGUCCCGUAUGGGCAGACUACAGGAGAAACCACAAAGGAGGAAUUCCCCCCCAGAAAACACGCAAGACUUGCAUUAGAGGAAGCAAGAUAUGUGGCAAUGCCUGCCCAAUCUGUCGAGAUCCCAACGUCAUCAUCCAUUACCAGAAUGUAAAGUUGUUGCAACAGUUUAUUAGUCCCUACACUGGUAUAGUGUAUGACCCUACACGAACAGGUGUGUGCAUGAAACAGCAGAAGCAGCUACAAAUAGCAAUCAACACAGCACAAGACCAUGGGUUGAUACCCUUCCAGGUUCCUUACGUUGACUUCACAGGAGAGGAUUACUCCAACUCCCAUGAUGCAGUGGGAUGCACCUCCACUCCUUCAGCCUUGGCCAAAGGUGAAGCCUGGUACAAGUGGUACCACAGAAUCGAACCAGAUGAAAAAGAACUGUCUAAAAUCAAGAGACUCUACAAGGCUUAUCUCAAAUAGAUGACAGGAUACCAUUUGUGGAUCAGUGAAACAACUUCAGUUAUUGCUGAAAUGUAGAUAUGUCAACCCUGGUAUCUGAAGUAACAAAUCCACCCUCUAAGUUCACAGAAUUGACACAAUGAGACAAUGCUUCUGUAUAUCUAAAUUACACAAUAAAUUAUAACAUAUAAGAUG